Molecule: messenger RNA, 2412 nt
Organism: Camarhynchus parvulus
Lineage: Eukaryota; Metazoa; Chordata; Aves; Passeriformes; Thraupidae
Gene: PLCD4
Product: phospholipase C delta 4
Exons: 15
Coding region: 24-2336 (770 amino acids)
Biological process (GO): intracellular signal transduction; lipid metabolic process
Molecular function (GO): phosphatidylinositol-4,5-bisphosphate phospholipase C activity; calcium ion binding
Source: RefSeq, a predicted model, not a curated record
GCCAGCGUGGAGAAGGCAGAGCUAUGGCAUCGCUGCUGUGCAACGCCCGCAUCCAGCUCACAGACACACUGGAGCAGAUGCAGCAGGGGACUCUGAUGCGCAAAGUCAAGUCCAAGAGCUGGAAGAAGCAGCGUUACUUCAAGCUGCAGGAAGACUGCAUGACCAUCUGGUACCAGUCCAAGAGGACAGGCAAAACUGAGUCUGCCUUCUCCAUCAGCGAUGUGGAGACGGUGCGGGAAGGGCACCAGUCGGAGGUGCUGCAGAGUGUGGCUGAGGAGUUCCCCCCCGAGCGCUGCUUCACCAUCGUCUUCUACGGCCGUCGCGGCAACCUGGACCUCGUUGCUGGCUCGGCAGACGAGGCACAGUGCUGGGUACAGGGCCUGCGUCAGCUCAUCGAGGUGGCCACCACCAUGGACCAAAGGGAGAAGAUAGACCAAUGGAUUCGUGACUGGUUCCAGAAAGCUGACAAGAAUAAGGAUGGGCGCAUGAACUUCAAGGAGGUGCAGCGUCUCCUGAAGAUGAUGAACGUGGACAUGAAUGAGGAUCAUGCCCUGAGGCUCUUCCAGGAUGCUGACAAGUCAGAGUCGGGGACGCUGGAAGGGGAGGAAUUUGUGCUCUUCUACAAGGCUCUCACGCAGCGUGAGGAGGUGCUGAGCCUCUUCCGGGAAUACUCCGAGGAUGGAAAGAAGCUGACACUGCUGGAGCUGGCAGAUUUCCUGCGGGAGGAGCAGCUGGAGGAUGAGGGCACAGAGGAGCUGGCCAUGGAGCUCAUUGACAAGUAUGAACCAUCAGAGACAGCCCGGGCCCGCCACGUGCUGAGUGCUGAUGGGUUCCUCAUGUACCUCUGCUCCCUGGAGGGCUCCAUCUUCAACCCCCAGCACCGGGGGCUGUGGCAGGACAUGAGCCAGCCACUCUGCCACUACUUCAUCUCCUCCUCCCACAACACCUACCUGAUAGAGGAUCAGCUCCGGGGCCACAGCAGCAUCGAGGGCUACAUCAGGGCUCUGAAACGAGGCUGCCGGUGCCUGGAGGUGGAUUGCUGGGAUGGGCCAAACGGGGAGCCCAUGGUGUACCACGGCCACACCUUCACCUCCAAGAUCCCCUUCCGGGAGGUGGUGAGCACCCUGGGGAAGUACGCCUUCAAGACCUCGGACUACCCGGUGAUCCUGUCCCUAGAGAACCACUGCAGCAUGGAGCAGCAGGAGGUCCUGGCCCAGCAGCUCAAGGACAUCCUGGGGGAACAGCUCCUCACCACUACCAUCGAUGGGCAUGUCCCCUCCCAGCUCCCAUCCCCAGAGGAGCUGAAGCACAAGAUCUUGCUGAAGGGCAAGAAGAUUGGGCGGCUGGAGGACACCCUGGAUGGGCCAGGGGAUGAGGCUCCUGAUGUGUCUGAUGAUGACAAUGAGGCAGAGGCAGAGGAGGAGAGGCGGAGGGCAAAGGUAAGGACACAACCUGGCUCUGCCUUGCAGAAGGACAAGGAGACCUUGGCACAAGCAUUGUCCGACUGUGUCAUCUACUGCAAGAACGUGCCCUUCCGGGGCUUCCAGGAGGCCCGCAGCCAUUCCCGGCCCUCUGAGAUCUCCUCCCUCUCUGAAGCCAAGGCCAGGAAGCUCAUCCGGGAUGAAGGAAAUGAGUUUGUUCGCCACAAUGCCUGGCAGCUGACACGCAUCUACCCCAGUGGGAUGAGAACUGACUCCUCCAACUACAGCCCCCAGGAGAUGUGGAACGUGGGGUGCCAGAUUGUGGCCUUGAACUUCCAGACAGCUGGCAUGGAGAUGGACCUAUGUGAUGGGCUCUUCAGCCAGAAUGGCUGCUGUGGCUAUGUGCUCAAACCACCCUUCAUGAGGGACAAGGAGACUCUCUUCAACCCCAGUGACCCCAGCAGCCGGGAAGGCCCCGGCCCCAUCACCCUGACAAUCCAGGUAAUCAGCGGGCAGCAGCUGCCCAAAGUGGCCAACAGCAAGGAGGGAGCCAUCAUUGACCCACUGGUGCGUGUGGAGAUCUACGGGGUCCCCGCGGACCAGGCGCACCAGGAGACCAAGUACAUCGAGAACAAUGCACCUGCUCUCUCUUCCCAGGGUUUUAACCCCCGCUGGGAUGAGACACUGCAGUUUCAGCUCCACGUGCCCGAGCUGGCCCUCAUUCGCUUUGUGGUGGAGGAUUAUGACAAGACGUCCAGGAAUGAUUUUGUGGGUCAGUUCACCCUAGCAUUUGCCAACAUCAAACCCGGAUAUCGGCACAUCCAUCUCCUCUCAAAGGAUGGCACCAGCAUCCCACCCUCUUCGCUCUUUGUCCACAUCCGCAUCACUGAGCCACCUGGCCCUGAGCAGGACUGAGCUCAUGAGGAGAGCAGCACCCAGAUGGAAGCCAUAGAGCCAGCUCCAAGCAGAUGGGGCCACAGAGCCAACCAAC